Choloepus didactylus (southern two-toed sloth) is the source of this 3926-nucleotide messenger RNA. It is a transcript of the gene HERC6, whose product is annotated as HECT and RLD domain containing E3 ubiquitin protein ligase family member 6. The transcript is spliced from 23 exons. The coding region runs from base 88 to 3162 and encodes 1024 amino acids. Gene Ontology annotation, molecular function: ubiquitin-protein transferase activity. Lineage: Eukaryota; Metazoa; Chordata; Mammalia; Pilosa; Megalonychidae. The record is from RefSeq and is a predicted model, not a curated record.
AUAAAAGCACUUCGGUAACCAGCUUUUGGGUGCCUGUGUGCGGCAGAGCUGACAGAACUCGGAGCAGGCGCCGGGUGCGCGAGCGGGAUGUACUUCUGCUGGGGCGCCGACUCCCCGAGACCCCGGCGCCGGGGGGCGACAGGCGCAGGCGGCGCCGAGCUGCUGCAGGCGGCCUGCGGAGAGCGCCACUCGCUGCUGCUGAUGAGUGACGGCGUCGUCCACUCGAAUGGGGACAACAGCCGGGGCCAGCUGGGCCGGAGGGGCGCACCGAGAGGGGAACGGCCAGAACCAAUUCGGGCGCUGGAAACUCUGAAAGUUGAUCUUGUGAGCUGUGGAAAGGAGCACUCCCUAGCUGUUUGUCACAAAGGAAGGGUCUUCGCAUGGGGAGCUGGUUCUGAAGGACAGCUGGGGAUUGGAGAAUUUAAGGAAAUAAGUUUUACACCUAGGAAAAUAAACACUCUGACUGGUACAAAAAUAAUACAAGUUUCAUGUGGACACUUCCACUCCCUGGCAUUAUCACAAGAUGGCAAAGUGUUUUCAUGGGGAAAGAACAGCCAAGGUCAACUGGGCCUUGGGAAGGAGUUCCCCUCCCAAGCCAGUCCACAGAGAGUGAGGUCCCUGGAGGGGAUACCCCUGGCUCAGGUGGCUGCAGGAGGGGCUCACAGCUUUGCCCUGUCCCUCUCUGGUACUUCAUUUGGCUGGGGAAACAACAAUGCAGGCCAGCUGGCCCUCAGUGGAAAUAAUGUACCAGCAGAGCAAAUCUACAAACCUCGUUCUAUUGGGGCAUUGAAGAAUCUAGAUGUGAUUUAUAUCAGCUGUGGUUAUGAGCACACUGCAGUGCUCACCCAGGUUGGUAAAGUGUUUACAUUUGGAGACAAUAGCUCUGGACAGUUGGGACAUAGCCCCUCUGCUGAGAAGAGAGGCCCACAACUUGUGGAAAGAAUUGGUGGCUUAGUUUCACAGAUAGACUGUGGAAGUUAUCACACCCUUGCAUAUGUUUACACCUCUGGUCAGGUGGUAUGUUUUGGUCGUGGACCAGGUCACACAAGCAGCCCAAGUCAGCCAGAGGCCCUGACAAAGAACUUUGACAUUAGUUGCCUGAUUUCUGCUGAAGAUCUUGCAAAAGUUCAAGUAAAACACAUUUUUGCUGGAGUGUAUGCCAACUUUGUGACAACUUAUCAGAAAGCUAGUUCUACAAGUGUUUCCAGGAAAACCCUCCCAGAAAUUAGCCGAAUCAACCAGUCCCUGACAGAAAAAUGGAUAGCAGUGAAAAGAGGAAGUACUGAACAUGAAGUGGCUAAGAGGGAAAUUGGAAUGAUAUUUUCAUCUCCUGCUUGUCUGACUGCAAGUUUUUUAAAGGAAAGAGGAAGUGGAGAAAUGAUUUCCAUUGACGUAGACUUACAAAUGGCAAGAGAUAUCUUCAAGAAGUUAACAAAAACAGAAUGGGUUUCUUUCAUGAUAACCAUGUGUCUCAGGGAUGAUCUGCUCAGAGCUCUUCCAUUUCAUUCUCCACACCAAGAAGCUUUAUCAGUUUUCCUCCUGCUCCCAGAAUGUCCUGUGAUGCAUGAUUUUAAGAACUGGGAGAGCCUGGUGGUUCCAUUUGCAGAAGCUGUUUGUAAAAUGAGUGACCAGUCUUUACGGGUCCUGAAGAAGUGUUGGGCAUCUUUGCAAGAGUCCUCUCUGAAUAGACUGGUCCAAAUGCUUAAAACAGCCGUCGUCUCUCAACUUAAUUGUUGGACUGAAACCAUGCAGAGUCAUUGUAAUCUUAAAGCUCUUCUAGGAGUGAUGAAAGAAGUGCAUAAGGUAAACACAGCUAACUGUCAACUGCCAGAAAAUACUUUCAACAUAAAUGAACUCUCCUACUUUCUCAACUUCUUUGCAGAGAGAACUAGAUUCCUUGCUCGGAAUGAAAACCUGGUACCUGCAGAAAAUCCCAGUCCCAUUAUUUUCAGUGACUUUCCAUUUGUCUUUAAUUUGCUAUCCAAAAUUAAAUUAUUGCAAGCUGAUUCAUAUAUAAAAAUAUUGAGAUCAGAAGACAGAGAGGACAAAUACCAGGUUUUGAUGCAAACAGUUCUGCAAAGAAAUGACAAACUUCUUUCACCACACCAAUUGAUACUUCGAGUCAGACGAAGUCACUUGGUUGAAGAUGCUCUGCGUCAAUUAAGUCAACUUGAAGUUACUGACCUAUGGAAACCAUUAGUGGUUGAAUUUAUUAAAGAAAUUGUUCCUGAGGCUGGAGGGGUCAGUGCAGAGUUCUUCCACUGUAUAUUUGAAGAGAUGACCCAGUCAGAAUAUGGAAUGUUCAUUUAUCCUGAACAGGGUUCCUACAUAUGGUUUCCUGUCAGACCUAAAUUUGAGAAGAAGAGAUAUUUCCUCUUGGGGAUACUGUGUGGACUCUCCCUACUCAAUUUAAAUGUUGCCAAUCUUCCUUUCCCCCUGGCUCUGUUUAAGAAACUCCUGGGCCAAAAGCCGUCAUUUGAAGAUUUAAAAGAACUGAGUCCUCUUUUGGGAAAGAGUUUGCAAGAAGUUCUAAAUGAUGAAGCUGAUGACAUUGGAGAAGAACUUUAUAUACAUUUCUCUAUACAUUGGGACCAAAAUGAUGUUGAUUUAAUUCCAAAUGGGAUCUCCAUACCUGUGGACCAAACCAACAAGAAAGACUAUGUUUCUAAGUGUGUCGAUUACAUCUUCAACACCUCUGUAAAGGUACUAUAUGAGGAAUUUCAGAGAGGAUUUUACAGAGUCUGUAACAAGGAGAUACUUGAACACUUUCAGCCUGAAGAACUUAGAGCAGCAAUAGUUGGAAAUACUGAUUAUGACUGGAAACUACUUGAAAAGAACUCAAAGUAUGACCAAGGAUACCACAAAUCACAUCCUACUAUACUGAUGUUUUGGAAAGCUUUCCACAAAUUAACUUUGGAUGAAAAGAAAAAAUUCCUCCUUUUCCUUACAGGAAGUGAUAGGAUGCAUGUAACAGGUAUGCAGGAAAUGGGAAUAGUAUUUCGCUGUCCUGAAACAUUAAGUGAAGAUGACUGCCCAAGAGCAGUAACGUGUCAUAACAUCCUAUAUCUCCCCAAAUAUUCUACAAUGGAAAGAGUAGAGGAAGCACUUCAAAUAGCCAUCAACAGCAACAAAGGAUUUGUCUUACCCAGGAUUACACCAUAAUUAUCUCUAAGAGUCUCAGUGAGGCCUCAGAUUCUCAGGCCCCCUCACCCUUGGAUUUUUCUAUUCUUCCUAUAUCUAAUUAGUACAAGAGAUUAAUUAAUUUUUGUUAAGAUUAGUUGAUAAAUGUUGGGAUAAACAAUAAAAUGAUGAAGCAAGGAUAAUAUUUUUUAUUAAACAAAAGUAUGUGAAACAAUUCCUAUAUUCCUAAACUUGCUAUUUAAAUGUUUGCUUUUUAUUGACUUGUUUCCUGAAUAAUAAUUAUCAUUUAAAAACAAUUUGUGAAUAUUAAAAGCUGAGAGCUUUUAAAAAAUAUAUUAUGCUACAUCUAAUAAACAUUGUCUAUAAGUAUGAAACACAGGUUAAAGUUUGAAUAAAAUAAACAAAAAUAUAAACUAACACCUUAACAUUAUGUUUUUUGUGGCAUGUAGAUGUGUAGCUUAUGUAUUUUAAAUUCAUGAACGUCUAUACAGCUUUGGUUUUAGCAUAUUGCUCAAUAAGUUAUUUGACAAAUCUAAACAUGAAGGGAUUCAUUAAUUCAUUAAAUAAUUAUGUGUAUGCAAUUCUCUGUCCCAGGAAUGCAGAUGUCAUUUUUUGGUUUAACACUGAGCCCAGGAACUUCUGGGUAAUUGUAAUUAGGGCAAUGUGAAGAGGAUGAAGUAUGUCUCAGCAUCAUGGCUAUCUGUUGAAUUUAUGGAGAGAUGUGACCCUGGUGGGAGAUGGCCAGUGAAUUUUGUGGAGCAGUUAUAUUUAAUAAAUUUUAAUUU